AUGGCAUCCCCAGGCCUUGCCGUCGACCGCAUUCCGCCCAGUACAGCUUCUUACAUCUUCGCGACCGCGAUUCUCGCUGGCGUGACGGGCUACUUCAUCGGCCAAGGCAGCUCUCUUAACAUUUUCCGAUCGCCGCCAAACGUCGACGACGAGUCGGACUUGGAAGACGAAGAGGAAGAUGAUGAUGAAGAAGAAGAGGAUGACACAGCCGAACUGGCCACGUUUGAAGGAAAUCACGAUGAAGUGAAGCUUGUGCUUGUGGUGCGCACGGAUUUGGGCAUGGGCAAAGGCAAAAUCGCCGCGCAAUGCUCCCACGCAACCCUCGCAUGCUACAAAUACUACCUCUCCAAAUCGCCCAACUCGCCCAUUCUCAAACGCUGGGAGCGUGGUGGCCAGGCCAAGGUUGCGUUGCAGGUGAAAACAGAGGAAGACAUGCUGCUGCUGCAAGCCCAAGCUAUCAGCCUGGGUCUCUGCGCGCGCGUGAUUCAAGAUGCUGGACGCACGCAGAUUGCCAGUGGCAGCAGGACGGUUCUCGGUGUGUUGGGGCCGAAGAGUAUGGUUGAUCAGGUUACGGGGCAGUUGAAGCUGCUGUAA
Messenger RNA from Talaromyces rugulosus, 594 nucleotides. RefSeq lists its product as uncharacterized. Bases 1 to 594 code for a protein of 197 amino acids. Lineage: Eukaryota; Fungi; Ascomycota; Eurotiomycetes; Eurotiales; Trichocomaceae. The record is from RefSeq and is a predicted model, not a curated record. Gene Ontology annotation, molecular function: peptidyl-tRNA hydrolase activity. The transcript has 2 exons. Gene Ontology annotation, cellular component: mitochondrion; cytosol.